AAGGAAAAUCGGCAACAGCGCACUUCUGUCAAGAUUUUCGGCUUGGUGUGUGCUUUUAAAAGCAACUUCUUCAACAAAUUCGGCGUUUUUCUCUAAAAUUACGAGUUUUUCUUGCUUCUAAAUUGUAAUUUCACGCCGCCGUGAUGGGGAAAAAGAAGCAGGACAACUCUUCGUCUGAUUCGGAGGGCGAGAACGAGUAUCAAGUGGAGUCGAUCAUAGAUCGUCGGGUGAAGAAGGGCCGAGUGGAGUAUUACAUCAAGUGGGAAGGAUACUCGGCCGAAGACAACACCUGGGAGCCGAUUGACAAUCUGGAUUGCCAGGAGCUCAUAGAGGAGUUCGAAGCAUCGCGACCGUCUUCGUCCAAAGAUGACUCGAAGGACUCCAUCUCAAAGUCAAAGCCUCGAAAGUCCGGCAAGCGCAAAGGAAUCGACGAUGAGUCCGAUGAUGAGAGCGUGACGAAGAAGGCGAAGAAGAUUCCAGCCAGCUCCGAUGACAGCGACAAGGAGGGCGAGACGGAGGCCAAAAAGGAGAAGCCAGAGAAAAGCAAGACUAAGAAGCCCAAAAGCACAGAUUCUGACAACCACAGGGCGAAGAACGGCGACACGAAAGAGCUCGUGCCGGAGACCAUUCUAGGUGCUACGGACAUCAACGGACCCCUGAUGUUCCUGAUCAAGUGGAAGGGCACUGACAAGGCUGAGCUGAUUCCCGCCAAGGAGGCCAAUAUCAAAUUCCCUCAGGCGGUGAUCGCGUUCUAUGAGCAGAGACUCAUUUGGCACUCCGUGAAGGACAAAACUAGUACUUAAGCAAGUGAAGAUACCUUUUCCCCGAUGUUCUUUUCUUCAAAUAGUAUCCAGCAAUUCUGAGAUAGAGAUUUUACGCGAGGGUGCAACCUUUGCCACACUGAAGUAUCUUAAUUUUUAAGUUUUUUUUUUAAUACGAUAUUCUAUCCGAAUCAUCCUUUAUGAUUUUCCGUUAAUAUAGUUAAUGUUACGUUACACUCAAUCUCAGAAUUGACACACGCAGAAGUGAAUUCUCAGUAUUCUGCGACUUCCGCCUAAUUGAGAGACCCCAAAGGAGACGUUCCGACCGGAAAUGUGUCUCUACAUUCCCGUUCUCCCUGUUUUGAUUGGAUCUUGAAACAGAAUGACGAACAUAAAAUUGUUUGAAUUAGAUAUCAAUUGAUAUUCAUCCAAUUUAUCAAACAUUCGGGAAACAUUGUUUGAAAUUAUGAAGUAUUUUGUAUUAAAAAUGAAUUAUUCAAUAAUAA
Phlebotomus argentipes is the source of this 1267-nucleotide messenger RNA. RefSeq names its product chromobox protein homolog 1-like. Bases 144 to 803 code for a protein of 219 amino acids. Gene Ontology annotation, cellular component: pericentric heterochromatin; nucleus. Gene Ontology annotation, molecular function: chromatin binding. The transcript is spliced from 3 exons. Lineage: Eukaryota; Metazoa; Arthropoda; Insecta; Diptera; Psychodidae. Gene Ontology annotation, biological process: negative regulation of transcription by RNA polymerase II; chromatin organization. The record is from RefSeq and is a predicted model, not a curated record.